CCAAUCAGACAUAGAACCUCUGAUCUCUGUAAGUCAGAGUAAGUGGUCACAAUUAGCUAGCGUGGAAAGGCAAACGCAUAAAGGAAAUACAAAAUGAAACAUCGCUAAGUUAUACAUAUAUUAUUAUUAUUAUUAUUUUUUUUUUACAACCACCAAACCUAGGUUUUUGUUAGAUGAAAAGCGAAGGUGGUGCAAAUAAGCAUCAUUUGUUGAGUUGACAAUGUGGUGAACUAUAUGGAGAAACGUGUGGUGAGAGAAGGAAGAUGGGUUGUCCACGAAGGUUUCUAGGUUCAUAGAUUUAAAAAAAAAAAUGUAAAUGGUUCCUGCACAACUUGACAGUUUUGCUGGACACUUAAUACUAGCGUGAUCUCUCUGUGUAGAGGAAACCCGACAAUUGGCUCCAAAGCGACAAUACAAAGGAGGAAACAGAAAAGGCAUGUGAACCGAAACAUAUUCAAUCGAUCGACCGAGCUGAGAAAAUAUGUUGGGGAUUUGCGCGAUGUUUCUUACUGUGUUUCGACUUAUUUUUUUUAGAGUUUUAUUACUUGACUUUUACAAAGAACGUUUGGCUACACUGACUGCACACUCCUACAUACAUCUUUCUUUAAAAAGCGUUACCGUACAAACGGUGAAUAAGUAAAAUCGCAGAACCAAUGGGACGGAUCUGAAUUCUGGGAAGAAACCGGGAAAGCGUUAGAAAAUUGACAGAGGGUGACCCGCAGAAAUGCCACCGGCAACCAAUGAACUGGCAGCCUCCAAAUGGACUCCUGCUCUGCCAGACCAGUGCAGUAACAAUGAUGCUUGCUGAAGGCAUACUUGCAAUCCUUCCUGCCUACCCUUGGCAAGAAUGAUUUAUUCUGCUUAACUGCCCCCUGUUCAGGCCGGGGCCUCCAUUGGUAUGUUAAAUUCCAACAGUGAUGGUUAUUUGAACAUUACUCCAUAUUCCAGGGUGCGUCUAGCACUGGUCGAAGGUUUAUCAGAGAACAGUUCGCUACUGGCAGGCGUCUCCAUGGAGAACUACACUGUGUCCCCUUACUUGCAUGAGAGCUUUGAGGUCCUCAGCGCACCCUUGCAGGUAUUCCUUUCCACCGUGAUUAUUUUCAUCCUGCUGGUGUCUUUUGUGGGAAAUGUGGUGGUCUGUUUGAUGGUCUACCAGCGGGCUGCCAUGCGUUCCGCCAUCAACAUUCUCUUAGCUAGCCUGGCCUUUGCAGACAUGAUGUUGGCUGUGUUGAACAUGCCCUUUGCCCUGGUUAGUGUCAUCACCACCCACUGGAUCUUUGGGGAGGUUUUCUGCAAGGUGUCCGCUAUGUUCUUCUGGCUGUUUGUCAUUGAAGGAGUGGCUAUCUUGCUUAUCAUCAGCAUUGACCGAUUCCUCAUCAUCGUUCAGAAACAGGACCGAUUGAACCCCUAUAAGGCCAAAGUGCUCAUCGGUAUCUCCUGGGCCUUUUCAUUCUGUUUUUCCUUCCCCCUGGCUGUUGGCAAGCCAGACCUGCAGAUCCCCUCCAGGGCCCCCCAGUGUGUGUUUGGCUAUACCACAGAGCCAGGCUACCACACCUACGUAGUGCUCAUAAUGCUAGUCUUUUUCUUCAUCCCCUUCAUGGUGAUGCUUUACACCUUCUUGGGCAUCCUGAACACAGUGCGCCACAAUGCCAUUCGAAUCCACAGCCACCCAGACAGCAUCUGCCUGAGUCAAGUUAGCAAGUUGGGCCUCAUGAGCUUGCAGAGACCCUUUCAGAUGAACAUAGACAUGAGCUUCAAGACACGUGCCUUUACAACCAUACUCAUUCUGUUUACAGUGUUUACAGUGUGCUGGGCACCCUUCACUAUCUAUAGCCUGCUUUCCACCUUCAACAGUAGCUUCUACAACAAGGCAAACUUCUUUGAAAUCAGCACGUGGCUGCUCUGGUUAUGCUACCUCAAGUCUGCCCUCAAUCCAUUGAUCUACUACUGGAGGAUCAAGAAGUUUCGGGACGCCUGCCUAGACUUAAUGCCCAAGUACUUUAAGUUCCUACCCCAACUGCCCGGCCACACGAAGAGGCGGAUUCGUCCCAGUGCCAUUUAUGUUUGUGGUGAGCACCGAACUGUGGUAUAGCACUGAACUGAACUAAAAAAGCUAACCUUAAACUGCCAACGCAAAUACCACUUACGUGUUUAUGUGCAAUGUAAAUUGAUCUAUGGAAACAAGAUUGUCUUUUUAUAAAUAUCAUACCGAAAGAUGUUUUCAAGUACUAUGUAAUUGGUUUACAUGAUGUGUAAAUACAUAUGACCUCUAGGACACAAGUUUUGUUUGCUUUUGUUUAGUUUUUUGUACUAGUUUUGUUUUUUUCAUGUUGGUGCCUACAUGUUUAGUCCAAGACAGACAGUUCGAGUGCUGCUAUAUUUGGUGAAGAAAUGUGCAAUUUCAGUGUACUGUAUUUUUAUCUUUAGGAAAAUAAAAUGUAGGUGUUUGUUACAUGGUUAGUCUGGCUGACUGUUUCAGUUAUGUUAAUGUGUAUUCGUAAAUGGGGACUGGUAGUCACACUGGUGCUGAGUGGAAUAUAAGACUAAUGAACUACCAGGGGAUGCCUUCUCAAUGCCUCUAGGCUUCAUGGCUUCUGGGAGUAUCAGUCCUUAGCUGGUAAGAGAGUGGUAAACAGUACACUGAUAUGUUUUGUCUAAUUUACAUUAUAAAGAAUUAAUUAAGCCCAGUAGACCGCUGUUGAAAAAUGUUUAUAAUUUUGGCUACUCUUAAGGAGUCUCAAUUCUGUUUUCUUUUUGUUUUCUUUUCCUUCUGGAAAUAACUGCUGAAGGUGUUAGACUCAUUAACCUGCAUAAACAGCAACGGCCUCAUCCAUAACAUUACAUGUACAGAAAACGAUUGUGUUUUAGUGCAAUCUAGUAGUAAAAUGCAAUGUCACCUCAAAGGUACUACAUACAGAUAUGGGUGGUGAAAAUACCUGACAGUUGUAAAUAAAAUGUUCACUGUGAGAUAUAAAACCAGCCUCAGAGAUGCCUGUAUGCUUGCGUGGCAAAGUUAUUUAUUUGU
Polyodon spathula (Mississippi paddlefish) is the source of this 3025-nucleotide messenger RNA. RefSeq names its product probable G-protein coupled receptor 63. NCBI's taxonomy places the organism in Eukaryota, Metazoa, Chordata, Actinopteri, Acipenseriformes, Polyodontidae. The transcript is spliced from 2 exons. The record is from RefSeq and is a predicted model, not a curated record. Gene Ontology annotation, cellular component: membrane. Gene Ontology annotation, molecular function: G protein-coupled receptor activity. The coding region runs from base 899 to 2092 and encodes 397 amino acids. Gene Ontology annotation, biological process: G protein-coupled receptor signaling pathway.